AUGGACAAGAAGGAAAAGAAAGAGAAGAAGCACUCGGGCUAUCAUCGACCACACCGUCACCACCAUGCGCGCGACACGAUCCAGUCGGCAGUCCAGCUGCAGCAUCCAUUCUCCUUCGACAACUACAACCCUCUGCGACGAGCCCAGCAGCACCAUCACCACAGAUCCCGCCUAGAAUAUGCCGUCGACCACCCUCCACAGCGUCUCGUCACUGCCGACACGGUCGCUCAUGAGCGUCGACUACGCCAGAAGCGCCAGGAACACGUCUCUACCGCUCUGAACGCUCUCUCGCGUGACGCCCACACUGCCACCCGCAAGCUGGACGACACCUACUAUGCUCUACUCCAAAAGGUCGGUCUGCUCAAGGCCACUAUUGCUUCCUUCCAAGACCUACACUCCUGCCUCGACGACACCACAAAAGACUUUGCCACAAGAUCGGUUUCUCUGGUCAAGGACAUUACUGGCCAGAUUGAUGCCUUCCAGGACAUGUCCCAGCAAGACGAGUCCAUCGAUCAGCUAGUCAAGCGACUUCACAAGGCUAAGGAACGAGCAGAGACUUGCGAGUCCAGACUAGAGUCUUGUCGCUUGCGUCUGGAGAAAUGGGAAAAGAAAGAGCAAGAAAAGAACAAACGAAACAAUCGCACCUGGGCUCUAGCCUUGACCUCCCUGGCCGCUCUUGUCAUGCUCAUUCUUGCCAUCGUACUUUGGAGAAAGGGCUCUCUGGCUUCGGUGACUGAAAAGCCGUCCGAGUGGAAAGAAGCGCUGGGUCUGGAGAGGAACAAGACUGCUCCUGGUAUACAUCUUGUCGACCCUAAACAAGAAAAGCUGCAAGCCAAAGAAGCUGUCAAGUGGGACAGAUUGCUUGAUGAACUCUGA
Molecule: messenger RNA, 876 nt
Organism: Aureobasidium uvarum
Lineage: Eukaryota; Fungi; Ascomycota; Dothideomycetes; Dothideales; Saccotheciaceae
Source: the annotation of a GenBank genome assembly